AUGAAAAGGAAGAGUCCCACCAGCGCCAUGGAGACCCUCACCCUCGAGCACCUCCCCGUCGACUACGCCGUCCACCUCGCUCUCUUCAAGAACGUCAAGAACGCCGCCUUCCUCCACGCCCAGCUCCUCGCGCGCAACCCCGAGUUUGAGUACGCAUUUAUCGACGCGUCCAUCGUCGUCUCGCGGAGGCAGGUCCUCGCCGUGGCUCACAAGUCCAUCAACGCCCUCCUCAACGACAGCCUGCGCACGCCCAACGUGCACUCCGAGAUUGUCGUGAACCUAAACCCUCCACCAAUGCAAAUCACAGAGUCUUAUCGCCGCUUCGGACUCAACCCACCAACCAAAGACGUUCUAGUCCUCAAGGUAACCCACCCUAAAGCGCCAGUCCAGCUCUCCGCCUCCGAUGUAUGGGAGCACCUGUCAACUCACGUCGACGGAGAGUCCGUCCCGGCGACGGACGAAAACAUCGCCUCCGUCACAGACUGGACCAAAGUGAGAAAGUACUACAAGCUGAACGGGAUCGGCUGGCUAGACAAGAUGCCCGAACCCGAGAAAAAGGCGGAAGCCGAGGUGCUGGUGUUGGGCAGCAUUGCGCUGCGGGGUGUGUAA
Messenger RNA from Parascedosporium putredinis, 609 nucleotides. Lineage: Eukaryota; Fungi; Ascomycota; Sordariomycetes; Microascales; Microascaceae. The record is from the annotation of a GenBank genome assembly.